Symsagittifera roscoffensis is the source of this 2239-nucleotide messenger RNA. Its product is annotated as probable cytochrome P450 513A3. Gene Ontology annotation, biological process: sterol metabolic process. Gene Ontology annotation, molecular function: oxidoreductase activity, acting on paired donors, with incorporation or reduction of molecular oxygen; monooxygenase activity; heme binding. Lineage: Eukaryota; Metazoa; Xenacoelomorpha; Acoela; Convolutidae. The record is from RefSeq and is a predicted model, not a curated record. The transcript has 8 exons. The coding region runs from base 48 to 1466 and encodes 472 amino acids.
ACAGAUGUGAGUAAAUUGAAAUAAAUAAUUUAGACAAGACUGUGAACAUGAAGCCUCCGGGCAACGAUAGAUUGAAUAUUCUGGGCGACAAGACUGCAGAAUUCUAUCUGAACCCGAAAUCAUUCUGUGAGAAUCGAGUGGCCAAACACAAGUCCACCAUCUUCCAGCAGCGCUUCCUAAACAAACCAACAGUCUGGCUAACAGAUUACACCAGUGUACAUUGUUUAUUGUACGAAAAAUGCUCUAAUUUCGACCAGGGUUAUGAUGUGAUGAAUAUUUUACCCCAGCUGUUUGGAAGUUCCUGUGUUUUGUUCCAAAAUGGCGAUGUGGUGAUCAAGUUGAGAGAGAUUUUGGCGAAUUCGAUAUCGCAGCGAGUGGAUAAAAUCAACCGUCUGCUGGAGUUUCAAGUGUUUCCGGCUCUGGAUAAAAUGUGUCAGCAGGAUCUGGAGUGUGACCUCUAUCAAACUAUUAAGGAAAUGAUGACCAAACUGUUUCUCCAAUUCUUCUUCGAUAUUGACGCCGAGAAGGAGCCAGAAUUAAUCGCCACAAUCACCAAGCUGUCGAUAGAACACUGGCACGGCAUAACUUCCAUUCCAACCUCGAUCAAAUUAGUGGGAAAGGUGUUCCAGAAGGCACUUAAUGCAAAAAAGAGAUUGAUUGAGAUAUUUAAAGAGAGGCUUACAAGAACUGAUAGUGAACCGCCUUUAGUGUACACGGAAAUGUUGUCUCAAAUUGGGGAGGAGACGGCGGUGGACCACGUGAUAGUGUGUAUCUCUGCCCUGCUUCCCAAGGCCACUGCCUCUCUACUAACUUCCGCCCUCAUCCAAAUGGCCAUGCACAGACCUUUGGAUCGCCUUCUUCCAACUGCCUCUCAAACCACACAUGUAAACUCAGAAGACACAUCAUGUGACUCACCAGUGAAUGGGGGUGGGGACAAUAAAGAAGGUGGGGGACAUAAUAGUGAGAAGGAAGUGUUUGACGCUCUGUUGAAGGAAACCUACAGAUUGUUCCCGCCCUUCUUCGGGGGCAGAAAAGUGGCCAAGGAGGAGAUAGAUUUGGGCAAAUAUCAGAUUGAACAGGGACAGAAAAAUUUCCAAAUGCUACUUGCAGCGAUCAUAUACAUGUCUUACUUCGCACACAGGGACAGCAAAGUGUUUCCCUACUCGGAGGAAUAUCUCCCUGAGAGGUGGCUGAGUGUGAAGAAUAAGGCCUCCUCCCCCUCUUUGUUCACAUUUGGGGGAGGGAAAAGGGAGUGUGUGGGGGGACACUUCACUCACCAUAUUCUGACUCGUAUUCUUCAACAUAUUGCAAUCACUUCAGGCUACGAAGUGCAAUUAAGUGAACCUGAGACAUAUUACAAAGAGUACAAGUGGCUUCCAGUGUCCAGACCAAAAAACCCAGUCCGGCUCAAGUUCCUGAAGAGUAGCCAGGGAUCACUGCAGAAUGGAUCAAUGUUGAUGUCGUGAAUGUGUACAAGAUGUCCUAGUACUUCUGACUAUGCGUAUCCUUCCAACGCUGUGCCAAUUUGUUCAGUCUUUGUUCACAUACCUUGUACAAAGAAAUCACUCCAAAUUCACCUUGAGCGAGCUGAUAAUUCACGGUCUAGAGUGGCGUAUGCCACUAGACUUACUUCCAUGCUAUGUGAAAUUCAAUUUUAAAACGCAAUCAUGCGGCUAUUUAUUCAACAGUCUGAGCUUCCAGCUUCGAAUUCCUGUAAAUUAACAAAGAAUAGGGUAUUAGAUGUAAAAAUGCAGAGACCCGCUUUUGUUUUGAAAGUAAAAGUUCCCCGAAUAGUUAUAUUGUGACAUUGCGUGCUUUGUCUUUUUAAACGGUCCCCCCUAGCGAGACGAUAGUUUAGGCUAGUUCCUGUUCAAUCUCGCAUAUUCUAAAUUCCUAUCAACCAUUUUAAUGUAACUGUUGGCAAUUUUAGCUAGUUUUUAUUUACUCGAGACUCGUAAAAUCAACACGGUACAAGUGUGAUAAUUGGAUCACCGAAGAAUUUCAAAAUUCGUGGACUUUUAAAUAUUCCAGAAAAAGCGUUGUGUAAAAAAUUUAAAAUUAACACCGAAGCUCACCUCAGACUCAUUUCAUUGUUUACGUGUAUGUAGUAGUCUUACAUUUACAUUUCAAAUUAAUUACAUUACCGUAUUAAAUGACUACAACUGCUGUGCAAUUGUUGCGUUUCUUGAUUCAAUCUUGAUUCUAUCAAUUAUAAAUAUUUAAAUUGUACCAUAUUAGU